ACCAGCAGAGAUGACGGUAGGGGAUGACAGCCACACUCUUAUUGACCAGGAGAAGCGAUUAAUGGCCAAAGAAACCAACCGAACUCUUCGACAACGAUUUAGAGGCGGAGAUUCCUCCCGCCGCCCAUUCACGGGCUCUGUUUUGGUAGCAGCGGGCGGCUCCGCGCUCAAACCAGUGCGAAGGAGCCGCGGGCGUAGCGGAAGUGACGCCGUUGUACCGGGCUCGGUACCGGGCCCGCGCCAUGGAGGCCUGGGUGCGCUUCAGCGCCCAGAGCCAGGCUCGGGAGCGCCUCCUCAGGGCCGCCCAGUACGCCUGUACCUUAACCGGGGCCGCGCUGAGCCGCGCCGGGGGCAGCUCCGGGAGCCUGAGCCGCCUGCAGCAGCUGGAGGCUCAUCUGAGCCUGGGCCGCAAGCUGCUGCGCUUGGGGGGCUCGGCUGAGGCGCUGGGGGGGGCGCAGCGCUCGCUGCACCUGCCCGACCCCGUGCUGCGCUUCUGCCUGACGCUGUCCCACCUCAACCGCGCCCUGUUCCUGGCCUGCGACAACGUCCUGUGGGCCGGCAAGAGCGGCCUCCUGCCCGGCCUGGCCCUGGAGAAGUGGAGCCAGAGGGCCUUCAGGUAUUACCUGUUUGCUCUGGUGGUGAACCUCAGCAGGGACGCCUACGAGAUCCGUCUGCUGCUGGAACGCGCCGAGGCCGCCAGGAAACGUGGCAAGAGCCCCCAAAAAAGCCCCCAAAAAAGCCCCCAGCCCCAGGCUGAGGGCAGGAUCCAGCACCUCCGGCUCCAGCUGCAGCUCCAGCUGCAGCUCCUGCUGCAGGUGCUGCGGGAGAACCCCCCACUGCUGCUGGACCUGCUGAGGAAUGCCUGCGACCUGGUGAUCCCUCUGGAAAAGCUGGGCUUGUGCAGGAGCAGCCCUGGAAUCGUGGGGUUCUGUGGGCUCACCUCCUCCGUGCUCUCCAUCAUCACCAUCCUCCACCCCUGGCUCAAGCUGAAGCCCUAGUUAUCCUGGCUUCGAAAUUCCCAUAUUUGGGAAUUUUGGGGGGUUUGUGGCACCUCUGGAGGUGACUGGCUGGUGCCAUUCCCAUCAUUCCCUCCUUGGAGCCACGAGGUUCCAGCGUUGGAUCCCACAGGGACUUCAGCUCCCAAAAUGUGACUUUUCCCGCAAUUUUAGAGGUUCAACGUUCCGCCUUUCUCUCUGGGAAGAGCCUUUCACGUGGAGCCAGCUAACUGGGAAUAUUUGGGGCUGGAAAAUGUGGAUUUGGGGCUGGAAAAUGUGAAUUUCUGGGGUCUCACCCCCUCCCAUCAUCACCGUCCUCCACCCCUGGCUCAAGCUGAAGCCAUAGUUAUCCUGGGGACCUUUGGGAAUUGUGGGGGUUUAUCCCAAAAUUGUGGUUGUGGCACCUCUGGAGGUGACUGGCUUGUGCCAUUCCCAUCAUUCCUGACUCCUUGGAGCCACGAGGUUCCAGCGUUGGAUCCCACUAUGGGAUUUAUGGGAUUUUGGGACUUCAGCUCUCAAAAUGUGGUUUUUCCCCCAUUGACUUUUCCAGCAAUUUUAGAGGUUCAACGUUCCGCCUUUCUCUCUGGGAGGAGCCUUUCACGUGGAGCCAGCUAACUGGGAAUAUUUGGGGCUGGAAAAUGCGGAUUUGGGGUGGGAAGAUGUGGAUUUGGUGCAGGAAUAUCUUCUUGAAAGUUUUUUGGGAACUCCAACGAUUUUGGGAAUUAUUAAAUUCCAGAGGCAGAUUGUCCUUGCAUCCGUCCCUGGGAGAGCAGGAAUAGUUUUGAAGGUUUUUUAGGAGCUGGGAAUUGUUAAAUUCCAGAGGCGGAUUGUCCCUGGGAGAGCAGGAAUAUCUUCUUGAAGGUUUUUUGGGAACUCCAAAAUGUUUGGGAAAUUAAAGAUUUUUUGGGAACGCCAAAAUUUUUGGGAAUUAUUAAAUUCCAGAGGCAGAUUGCCCUUGGAUCUGUCCCUGGGAAGAGCAGGAAUAUCCUCUGGAAGGAUUUUUUGGGAGCUCCAGACUGAGACAUUGCCCACUCCUGGGCUGUGCCAAAGGUUUUUUUUUCCUGGGCAAAGCAGGCACUGAAGGCUUUGGAGCAGUGUGGAAUUCCCAGUGGGAAUUGGGAUGGGUGGGAAGCACUCCAGGGGAUCCCACAGUGUCAUUAAUGAAUAAUUUAAUUAUUAAAGUGCAGCGGCCUCCA
Messenger RNA from Taeniopygia guttata (zebra finch), 2191 nucleotides. It is a transcript of the gene PEX11B, whose product is annotated as peroxisomal biogenesis factor 11 beta. Gene Ontology annotation, cellular component: peroxisomal membrane. Gene Ontology annotation, biological process: peroxisome fission. The record is from RefSeq and is a predicted model, not a curated record. NCBI's taxonomy places the organism in Eukaryota, Metazoa, Chordata, Aves, Passeriformes, Estrildidae.